Molecule: messenger RNA, 2427 nt
Organism: Onthophagus taurus
Lineage: Eukaryota; Metazoa; Arthropoda; Insecta; Coleoptera; Scarabaeidae
Gene: Dp
Product: transcription factor Dp
Biological process (GO): regulation of transcription by RNA polymerase II; regulation of cell cycle
Cellular component (GO): nucleus; transcription regulator complex
Molecular function (GO): DNA-binding transcription factor activity, RNA polymerase II-specific; RNA polymerase II transcription regulatory region sequence-specific DNA binding
Source: RefSeq, a predicted model, not a curated record
GAAUAUAAACGACCAAUCAGAACGAUUGUGUGCCGCCGCCAAAGCGGUACUCAGAUGUGUUCUUGACGAAACGACACCUCUUUUUUAACUGGUGAUCUUCCGGUGUUUUGAGAGCCGUAAAAAAAUAUUAAAUCAAAAUCGUCAAGUUUAAGGUUGAACGUAAAUCAUCAAGUUGUACGAUACGAAUUCGGUUAAGGUUAUCGGGGCGUAUUUGCGCGACAAAAUGUUGUACGGUUCGGGCGCCAUUUUGAUCGGAGUGGUGCAUAGUCUGUGAUCGCGGUGGUCGUUAUUUUCGGUUAUUUACAUAAAAAAAGCGCGAUUUAUACGUUAAAUUUAAUUGAAACGAAUUGAGUAAUCAUUGAAGAUGACCCAGCAAAAUAAUACAACGAACUGGGUGAUACAGGAUUCGAACGUUUCAGGUCAGAUGAUUAAACUCAUCCAUUCCACGGGCAAACCCAUAAGUAUGAUGACAUCAGGGCAACCUAUCAAAAUUAUUAAGGCUGUCUCUGAACAAGACUCCCCACAGGUGUUUACAUCUUCUGGACAGUCUAUAGUAAAAACAAUUAAUUCAACAAAAUUAUUAAAACCAGUCAAUUUUCCAAAAGCAACAGAUGGCCAAGUAAGAACGAUACGAUUAACACCUCAACAAUUACAACAAUUCAAAGUAAAUACAUCAACAAUGCCUAUACAAUUACAAGCUAUCCCAAUAGCAAACACCAAACAACAGCAACAACCGCAAACACCUGUACAACAAACCACAAAACAUAAUUCACCACCGAUUUUGGAUCAUUGUAUAACGAGGAAACGCGUUGAAUCGUUCGACUUAAAAAUAUUAUCGGAUAAACGACGAAAAACCGAAAAAGUGGGGAAAGGUUUAAGACAUUUUUCGAUGAAAGUUUGCGAGAAAGUUCGUAACAAAGGUACCACGUCGUAUAACGAGGUUGCCGAUGAACUUGUCGCGGAGUUUACGACUUCCGAUAUAAGUGCGUUAGCCGAACAAUAUGACCAAAAAAAUAUCAGACGAAGAGUUUACGACGCGCUAAACGUACUAAUGGCGAUGAAUAUUAUCUCGAAAGAGAAAAAAGAAAUAAGAUGGAUCGGAUUGCCUUCGAAUUCAGUACAGGAAUGCAUGCAACUCGAACGCGAAAAAGAGAAACGAAUUCAACGAAUUAAACAGAAAAGGGAACAGCUGAGGGAACUUUUAUUGAAUCAAGUUUCAUUUAAAAACUUGGUACAGAGGAAUAAGACUUUGGAAGAGCAACAUGGGAAUCCCGCCCCAAACUCUUACAUUCAAUUGCCUUUUAUUGUUUUAAAUACAGAUAAGAAGACUGUAAUUGAUUGUAGUAUUUCGCCAGAUAAAACCGAAUACAUGUUUCAAUUUAACGAUCGGUUUGAAGUGAACGACGAUUGUGAGGUAUUAAAAGAAAUCGGUUUACUUCGUGGUUUAGAUAAAGGCGAAUGUUCCGAAGAGGAUUUGGAAUAUUUAAAAUCUUUGGUACCAAAAGCUUUAAGAGAUUACAUAAGUCAACUAGCUUCAAAUAAAGGAUAUUUUGAAAACAUUGAUGACCUUUCGGCUGGUCCGAGUAAUAUAACAUUCAGUGCGGAAGAAUUUGUUGAAGCUCACCUUGACGAAGAUAAUUCACGUCAAUCGUCUAGUUUGGACGCGUUCUCUCCGAGCACCCAUCAUUCUGACGAAGAUGACUCGGACAUGUCCAGUGAUAUUAACUAGUAGCAACCGGAUGGAGAAUGGACGAUGGCCUCAAAAAUAUCAGUCCACUUUUUGUCACUUAACAUGUCCAGAAGUACAGAAAAAAACAUACCUAGUUAUUUUAUUGUUGUUUUGAUUUGAUCCAAAAAAGUCACUCAAUUAAAAAAAUAAUAACUAAGCGUUAAUAAGGAAACGAAAAAGGUUUUCAGCUUCUAUUAUCCCAUUUUUUCGUUUCUUUUUAUAUAUAUUUUCAGUUUUAUUUUGAUUUUUUUCAAGAUUUCUUUAAGUUGUAUAAAAUAAAAAAGUGUUGAUAUUUAAAACGUGCGUUUAUUUCGGUUUUAACGCACGUUUAAAGUAUUGUCACUGCUCAAAAUAUUGGAAGAUUCUGUUUGUUAUGAUUGUAUAUACUUUUUCUAAACGUUAUAUAUACAUAAUAUAUAUAGAUAUACAUAGCGAUGAGUAUUUUGUACACCAUUUAAAAAGAAUAAAACAAAAAAGUAUGGAAUGUGAAAAAAUUGCCCAAUUUUAUAUAAUAAGGUGAUAAUAAGUGCUUGUAUAUGAAAAUAUAAAAAACAGAAAAGAUGUAAUUUGUUUGUUUUAAGGACCAAAAGAAAAGUUUUGUUUUUUCUUUUCGAUUUUUACUUUGUUUGGAUGAGAAAUAAUAUUCCAUUUAUGUUUUAUUAAAAAAGGAAAUGUAAAUAUAUUCAUUAGUUUAUUUA